AUGGCUGCCCACCAGCAUUCGCGCUCUUCCGGCUCUUCCGUCUCCUCCAAUGGCUCCUCGUAUCAGCUCAUACUCGACCACAUCCUCACCUAUCCUGGCGACUAUGAAAUCCCGCUACGCACCAUGUACAGUCUCAAUUGCCAACCCCGCGGCCAGAACCGGUACACGCCGCCCUCGAGCAACAACAGUUCGCCAAGCAUUGCUCAAGGCUCCUUUUCCUCCGACGACAAGUCGACGGAGACCUUGACCCAAAACCUCAUGGCCCAACUCUCCAAACUGCCGAAUCAAGUUGCUGCCUUGCCCCCGAGCUUCAUCACAUCCUUUGUUCAGCGCUGCUUCCCUUCAGAGCUGACUCAUGUCGACUUCCCUCAGGCAUUGACUGGCCUCGACUAUCUCAAGGACCUCGAGACGAAGAGACGCCGAGAAGUUGCGUCUGCCUUCGAUCGCCUCGACAUCGACCGCGAUGCUCUUGCCCAAGAUGCCAAAUUGGCAGAACGCUAUCCUGGUGUCCUGCAGUGGGUCGAAUCGAUGGAGAUGAAGGAGCGCAAGGUUGAUACCCUGUACACCCAAGUCUAUAUUGGCCUUCGACGAUGGAUCCUCAUCAACGAGCUCUCACUACAACCCUUCAACAAGCACAACUGUGUUGCCAUGCUCAACACUCUAUACCCUCCCAUGGGCAUGAAGACGCAACCAACAACCAAGCUCACCGAACCUGUCCUGAAGAGCCAACGUGACGGCUUCUUCAAGUACAUCCAAGCCGUAGAGAAGAGCGGUACACGGAUCCUCAACAACCUCAUGCAACAAGGCAAGAGAGAUCAGGACGAGAAUGGCUGGGCAGCAGUGACACGCACACUUAGCAUGUACCUGCAGCUGGCCAACUCCGUCAUCAAUGAAUGCGGUGCGGUAUGUCACCCUCAAGACGUCUCACCGCAGAGGAAACGCGAUUCCAACCAGUCACGACAUCAGCGAAAAGCGGAUUCUGGAAUCAGCUUCACAAGCAAUGCUGAGCAGCGACCGUCAACUCGCAGCUCAGCAAGCAAUGAGCCUAGCUCGCCAAUUGACUUCACUCGACCCAAGACUCCACUGGGUGGUCGCCCCAGCACAGCCUUGGAGAAGAUUGCUCGAGGCCUGAAAGGAAUUGGUCGCAGCAGGACUGACGUAACGGAGAUUAUCGGGAACGACACUCCCCCUGUUCCCCAAGUCGACAAGCCUAAGAUGUUGCGCAAGAUGCGCAGCCUGGGCUCCCUCACCGACCGAAAAGGCAGCUUCUCCAGCGUGCCUGGUCGGCAACCAUCGGAUACACCGGCCUUUGACGUCGAAGAGAUGCGACGAAAACGCCAGGAAUACGAAGCCGGUGUUGCGGCGCGGCCAAAGACUGGCAAGCGAGCCAGCAACGAGGUAUAG
This is a messenger RNA of Zasmidium cellare ATCC 36951, 1404 nucleotides long. RefSeq lists its product as uncharacterized. The transcript has a single exon. Lineage: Eukaryota; Fungi; Ascomycota; Dothideomycetes; Mycosphaerellales; Mycosphaerellaceae. The coding region runs from base 1 to 1404 and encodes 467 amino acids. The record is from RefSeq and is a predicted model, not a curated record.